UCGUCAUCUUUCAACAUCCACUUUCCGGAGUCCAUCUCGAAUUUGGUGCCUGGUGCUGUUCGCCUGCAUUUCCAUCGGGCCUUGAAGCUUAGUUCCGCAUAGUUAGCAAUCAGGUACGAGAAAUGAUGACCCAGACCACAUGGGUGCCCCUCUGCUGUCGUGGCGCUUUCUUCACGUCCCCUUUCAUUCACUGCCAUUCACUGUUCUCGCUUCUCUCGGUGCUACUCAUGAUCCUCGUCUGCUCCGUCUGCACCGUCUGCACUGUCUGCACUGCUAUUCUCUCCCCUCGUCUCCUCUUCCCCCCUCGCCGACUAAGCACCCCGGCAGCGACUAAUCACCCCGCCGUCAUCAUGGCGUCUGCAUCUCGUUAUCAGUUGGCUGACAUUCUGAAAAUUAACCCUGCAGCUGAUCACCACUGUGUCGGUGUCUCGCACUCCUACAAUCGCCGGUGCAACAAUUUGAUCAGCUAUCAGAAGCGUGACGAAGCGUACACUCUGAUCGAACGAGGCACCCACAUCUUCACAGCAACCUCUUCCAUAUCCGCCGUUAAUCCAAUUCUCAGCGAACUUGCCAGUCUUCUGCUCUGUCCCAACCAGCACCGAUACCAAUAUUUGACCCUGGUCGAACAGUGGGAGGCGAAACUGCAGCGGUAUCUAGCUGAGCGAUCUGCUGAAUCCACCACAGCCAUGUCGAACAGCUACCUUCAUAUGCCGCCCAACCCCACCAUCAUGGCCACGGGUAGUGGACUCGCAGUCACCAACCUCACGACCAGCCAUCAUGGGCCCAGCUCAUCGAGCCGAAUCACCAUCCAGCAUGGCAUGGUCGGGAUGGGUUCGAACCAUCAUCACCCGCAGAACUCAAGACCCCGAGUCGAGAUCGUCCGUCCUGCGGGUGAUUCCGUUGCUACCACUAUGUCAGCUUCAGCUUCCGGCAGUGCUUCGCCUCUUCCGCACGCCAAUUCUGCGUUCCAUCAUCGUCCCCACACCCCGGCGGUCCAACUCGUCAGCAGCACCUUGAUCGCUUCGGGUCAUACCCAUCCCGCCCAUCAAACAGCCCCGAGACCGAUACCGUCUGGAGAAAGCAAUGUGUCGAUGUACUGCGACUCCCCUACGUCUCCGAAGCCUCAACGGGUCAAGCCGCGCCCCGUGGAUGGCGACUGUGGAAUCUGUCUUCUCCCCUAUCUGGAUGAGAGCAUGCGCUGCGACAUGUCCGACGAUGAGGGAACCGAAGACGAUGAGGAUGAUGACUGGGAGGAGAUGGACGACGAAGAGCUUGCCGGCCCGGACUACGAUCACAGCUUGCUGGUCUGGUGCCGGGGAUUCUGCGGAACCAACUAUCACCGGGCAUGCUUGGAACAGUGGCUCGACACCUUUGACACCCUGGAGCCGACCUGCCCGACCUGCCGCAACUACUGGAUUCACUAGGUGAGGGGCUAUCAAGGGACUGGAAGGAGGGAUAGAAUGCAUCACGGGAGUUUAUUUUCUUUGUAACUGGCAGGAUAUCCACGGAGCUACGCUUCUCAUGGCUUACAUGGAGUUUACACUGGAAGGGAGGGAGGAAUAGGAAUAUGGCCACGGAGUUACAGGACUGGGAUUACAGCAUGGCUUGAUAUGAUAUGAUAUGAUAUGAUCAGAUAUUUCCUAAAUGCACCUAAUAAUAUGUACAG
Molecule: messenger RNA, 1666 nt
Organism: Aspergillus neoniger CBS 115656
Lineage: Eukaryota; Fungi; Ascomycota; Eurotiomycetes; Eurotiales; Aspergillaceae
Exons: 2
Coding region: 123-1424 (433 amino acids)
Molecular function (GO): ubiquitin protein ligase activity
Source: RefSeq, a predicted model, not a curated record